CACUCUCCCCCCCCUCCCCCCCCUCUCUCUCUCUCUCUCUCCUCUCUCUGAACUCCCGCCGCCGUCGUCGACCCCUCCGCCUCCGUCUCUGGUCGUCGUCGCCGCCUCGAGAUCUGCCGCUGGUCUUCAUCGCCGCUUCCAGAUCGGCCUCCGGUUGUCGUUGCCGCCUCCAGAUCCGCCUCCCGUCGCCGCUCCACAAGAGGUGGUCAUUUGUGAAAUUGCUUUGUAGUGCAUUUGCAUUUGCUCUGACGUGUAUCCAUCAUGUUUGGGCGUGCUCCAAAGAGAAGUGAUAACACAAAGUACUAUGAGAUUCUUGGUGUCUCCAAAAGUGCAAGUCAAGAUGAGCUCAAAAAAGCAUAUAGAAAAUCUGCCAUAAAGAACCAUCCAGACAAAGGUGGAGAUCCUGAGAAGUUCAAGGAACUGGCUCAAGCAUAUGAAGUUCUUAGCGAUCCCGACAAAAGAGAAAUUUAUGAUCAAUAUGGUGAAGAUGCUCUUAAAGAGGGAAUGGGAGGGGCUGGUGCUUCCCACAGUCCAUUUGAUAUAUUCGACCAAUUUUUCGGUGCUGGAGCCUUUGGUGAUUUUGUAGGAGGUGGUGGUAGUUCAAGAGGUAGAAAGAGGCACGGUGAAGAUGUAGUACAUACUCUAAAGGUCUCUUUAGAGGAUUUGUAUAAUGGUGCGACUAAGAUGCUCUCUAUUUCAAGAGAUGUCUUGUGCCCUAAAUGUAAAGGGAAAGGAUCAAAGAGCGGGGCAUCUGGAAGAUGUUAUGGCUGCCAUGGUACUGGAAUGAAAAUCUCAACGCGUCAGAUUGGACCAGGCAUGAUCCAACAGAUGCAACAUGUAUGCUCUGAAUGCCAGGGCUCAGGGGAGGUCAUCAGUGAGAGAGAUAGAUGCCCACAGUGCAAAGGCAACAAGGUGAGACAGGAAAAGAAAGUGCUGGAGGUGCACGUUGAGAAAGGGAUGCAGCACGGUCAGAGGAUUGUCUUCGAGGGAGAAGCAGAUGAGGCUCCAGAUACGGUUACAGGAGACAUUGUUUUUGUAGUGCAACAGAAGGAGCACCCCAAGUUCAAGCGGAAGUAUGACGACCUCUACAUAGAACAUUCUCUGAGUUUAACCGAAGCUCUUUGUGGGUUUCAGUUUGCCCUAACCCAUCUCGAUGGUAGGCAACUUCUCAUUAAAACAAAUCCCGGCGAGGUCAUCAAGCCCGAUCAGUACAAGGCAAUCAACGACGAGGGAAUGCCGCACCAUCAGAGGCCCUUCAUGAAGGGCCGCCUUUUCAUCCAAUUCGAUGUGGAGUUCCCGGAGUCUGGAUUUCUUUCUCCUGACAAGUGCCGGGCUUUGGAGGCGAUUCUACCAUCGAGGCUGGGCCAGCAUUGUUCAGAGAUGAAGUUGGAGGAGUGCGAGGAAGCCACUCUGCACGAUGUCGACAUCGAGGAAGAGAUGAAACGGAAGGAGUUUCAACGGCGGCAAGAGGGUUAUGACGAGGACGAUGAUGAUGACGAGCCAACCAUGCACCGUAUGGCAUGUAAUCAGCAAUAAUAAUCUUCUGAGAUAUAUUAUAUAAGCUCUCUGCAUUUCUGACAUAUGCUUGCUUGCUAGGGUUUGUAGCAACAUACAUACAUAUAUGUGUCUUUUAACUGCAAUGUUCUUGCUUUCCCCAUAUAAUUUAAUUUUGAUUUGAUACAACAUGUCAUAUGAUGUUUUGAUAUUUGAUAUAGUAUGGAAUGGAAUGAGAACGUUGCUGCGUUUUGUUUA
Messenger RNA from Diospyros lotus (date-plum), 1752 nucleotides. RefSeq names its product chaperone protein dnaJ A6-like. NCBI's taxonomy places the organism in Eukaryota, Viridiplantae, Streptophyta, Magnoliopsida, Ericales, Ebenaceae. Gene Ontology annotation, biological process: protein refolding; response to heat. Gene Ontology annotation, molecular function: Hsp70 protein binding; ATP binding. The coding region runs from base 262 to 1536 and encodes 424 amino acids. Gene Ontology annotation, cellular component: cytosol; cytoplasm. The record is from RefSeq and is a predicted model, not a curated record. The transcript is spliced from 8 exons.